Scylla paramamosain (green mud crab) is the source of this 1689-nucleotide messenger RNA. RefSeq names its product vesicle transport protein SFT2A-like. Gene Ontology annotation, cellular component: membrane. NCBI's taxonomy places the organism in Eukaryota, Metazoa, Arthropoda, Malacostraca, Decapoda, Portunidae. The record is from RefSeq and is a predicted model, not a curated record. The coding region runs from base 202 to 723 and encodes 173 amino acids. Gene Ontology annotation, biological process: vesicle-mediated transport. The transcript has 6 exons.
AGCAUUUUGUUGGUGAAAGGAACCACUGGCAUCAAGUUGCUGUCUCUUCAUGUUCAGUUCUUGUCGACUAAAGAAGGGACGAUCUUUGCCAACAUGUUGAGGAUGCUUGGUUUCCAGAUGUAAUCUAAGCUUACUGGGCCUUAGUGAUUCAGCUGAAAAGAGACCAAGACUCCUGCUGGCCAGUCUCAGCCCAGCUCUGCCAUGGACAAGCUCCGCAAGGCUCUCAGCGGCCGGGAGACCUCUGAUGACCAGGAUGAGGAGCGAGGGAACAUCAUCACUCAGACAGAGGACACACCACUCCUGCGUGUGAUUGAUAACAACAGUCUCAGCUGGAACACCAGAGUGAAGGGGUUUGCAAUUUGCUUCGUCCUUGGUUUUGUAAUGUCCUUCCUUGGCUCAGCACUGUUGUUCCUUCCCAAAGGACUCAUCUUGUUUGCUGUCUUUUACACCAUUGGGAAUUGUCUUGCUCUUUCCAGUACAUGCUUCCUCAUGGGGCCUGUCAACCAAUGCAAGAAGAUGUUUGCCAAGACCCGCAUUAUUGCCACCAUUGUCAUGUUUUUGGCACUCUUCAUGACCCUCAUUGCUGCUUUUGUGAUCCACAAGAAGGCCCUGGCACUGCUUAUGGUGAUCAUACAGUUCCUGGCCAUGACAUGGUACUCCCUCUCGUACAUUCCCUAUGCACGGGAUGCAGCCAAAAAGUGCUUUGCCUCCUGUGUGGAGUGAUCCUUGGCCCAUGAUCAAGUCCUUCCAUGUGUCCUGCUGUGCCUUGCAUAUGAUACGUGAGUUGUCAGUGUUACGUAAUUAAGCUGAGUUUUUGUAUUUAUUGUAUCUCACCCCAAUAUGUGAAAUCAUAGUUUAUACAUUUUUAUGUUUGUGAAGAUUGGUGUUGAUGAUUUUGACCGAGAAAGCAUCUGAAUACAAAAGGCCUGUGGCUCCUGCAGAAAUCAUGUUAAUUCAAGAUGUGUCAGUUGAUAUUCUUUUGUGUUUUGUAAAUAUAUAGAGCAAUGACCACAUAGAGGAAAUUGAAGCUUUUAAGUUCCAUGUGGUAUAUCACUGGAAAUGUUUCUUUAAUUGAAACAUUUUCAAACAUUUCAUCUUAAGAAUGCUGGAUACACUGGAUUUCCAUCUUCCAAACUGUCACACAUAUCGAGGAACAGAUGUAGCUGGAUAUUACACUUGAAGGACAGCUUUAGUGUACUUGAGACCACUGCAGUGAUAAACUGUUUCAGACAUUAAUAUUCUUUGUGUUAGAUGUUUAUCACUCAAAGAGCUUAUUCCCAUUAAAUACUUUCCAUGAGUGAAGACAUUGGUUAACCCAUCCAUUAUUUCAUCAGAUGAGGCUUGGCUUUUGCACUGAAACCAAGGGCUUUGACCAAAUUGUAAAGCCUGCAGAAGUUGGGGGCCUCGUGAGAAGUCACAAAUGUUAGUAGCCUUAAGAGCAUUCUGUUGUAUUGUGACUAGAAAUAUUGAGCUUUGAUGGUAUUAUUUGUGCCUUCCAUUUUUAUAUGUCUACAUUCCCAUAUAGUCUCACCAAUCUACACAAAUAUUUUUAUAUACUGGUAACAUAGUGUGCAUAUUAUUAAGAGAUGGAUGGCAACAUGUGAAACUGCUCUCCACUGUAUAAUUUUUUUUAAUAAUUUAAUGUUUGCUCUUACUGUUGAAGAUAUAUAAAUAUAGAUUUUUGUAUAC